Molecule: messenger RNA, 2071 nt
Organism: Bombus terrestris (buff-tailed bumblebee)
Lineage: Eukaryota; Metazoa; Arthropoda; Insecta; Hymenoptera; Apidae
Gene: Tgt
Product: queuine tRNA-ribosyltransferase catalytic subunit
Exons: 7
Coding region: 697-1884 (395 amino acids)
Cellular component (GO): cytosol
Molecular function (GO): tRNA-guanosine(34) queuine transglycosylase activity
Source: RefSeq, a predicted model, not a curated record
UUAAAUUGGUAAUAGUGAGCAAUUUGGUCAGUAUUUCCAAUUUCUUUCUAAAACUUUGAUAUUGUUAAAAGGCCUGUUUAAAUAAACAAAAUAUCACGAAAAAAAUAUCGCAAUUAUACAUAUUUGUAAUUUUACUUCUGAGCUAAACCUAAACCUAACCUCAAUUUAGGAAAAGCCCUAGAAAAUUUCAUUUUUAUUUUGCGAUGUAAUGUAUAAAUAUCUUAUUAUUAGCUACUAUUACAUAUGGGCGUAUUUACAUAAUCGCAAAAGUAAGAUAACAUAGCACUGAAAUGUGUUCCUUGUACAAAAGUACUUAAAGUAGUUAAAAGAUGAUAAUAAAUGUUAUCGUAAGGAAAUUGUAGAAUAGAUUAAUAUUACACAUGGAAAGUAAGUUGAUGAAUACUGAUAUAUAAUAAAUAUACAUAUAUAUACACGAGUCUUUGAACUGGAAUUUUACAGCUACAGUUUACAAUUCGAAGUAAAGGAUAUUAAAUAAUAUUGAACAACUUUAGAAUUACAUAUAACACAUUUAGAAUUACAAUAAAACAAAUUAGAUUAUGUUUGAUACAAUAAACUAUUAUUAUUAUUGUAAAUUGUGAUAUAAGUGACAGUUUUAUAAACAUUUUAUUAAUUAUGUAUGUAUAUGAAACGAAAUACAUUAUUGACAUUAUUUGCUAAAUUAUUAAACUGAAGAAAAUGUUACAACAACGAAAAUCACCACUACUUUUCGAAAUAUUUUACGAAUGUCAAACUACAAAAGCUAGAACUGGUAGGAUGACUCUCAUUCAUCAUCAUGUGGAUACACCAGUAUUUAUGCCAGUAGGUACACAGGGUACUUUAAAAGGCAUAUUACCUCAACAAUUAGAACAAUUGAAUUGUCAAAUUAUACUUGGAAAUACAUAUCAUCUUGGAACAAGACCUGGUCUUAAUAUAAUGCAGAAAGCUGGUGGUUUACAUAACUUUAUGAAUUGGAAAAGAGCAUUAUUAACAGAUUCUGGUGGUUUUCAAAUGGUAUCAUUACUAGAACUUGCUAAAAUUACGGAAGAAGGUGUCAAGUUUAAAUCACCAUAUAAUGGAACAGAUUGCAUGUUGACACCUGAACAUUCUAUACAAAUACAAAACAUAAUAGGAGCAGAUAUAAUUAUGCAACUUGAUGAUGUUGUUAAAACAACAUUAACAGGACCAAGAGUAGAAGAAGCAAUGCAUAGAACAACUAGAUGGUUAGAUAGAUGUUUAAAAGCACAUCAGAGAUCAAAUGGGCAAAGUAUAUUUCCAAUUGUACAAGGAGGUCUUGAUCCUAAACUUAGAUCAGAAUGUGCAAAUCAAUUAAUUAAACGUGAAGUGAAUGGCUAUGCUGUAGGUGGAUUAAGUGGUGGAGAAUCUAAAGAUGAUUUUUGGAGAAUGGUACACCUUACUACAAAUAUACUUCCAAAAACUAAACCACGUUAUUUAAUGGGUGUUGGAUUUGCUAUUGAUUUAGUUAUUUGUUGUGCUUUGGGAAUAGAUAUGUUUGACUGUGUAUUUCCUACAAGAACAGCGAGGUUUGGCUGUGCUUUGGUACGUACUGGUCAAUUAAAUUUAAAACAAGUUCAAUAUCGUAAAGAUAUGAGGCCAAUAGAUGAAUCAUGUGAAUGUAGUACAUGCAAAACAUACACACGUGCUUAUCUUCAUCAUAUUGUAACGGUAGAAACAGUUGCAUGUCAUUUACUAUCUGUUCAUAAUAUUGCAUUCCAAAUGAAAUUGAUGAAAGAUAUUAGACAAAGUAUCCAAGAACAAAGAUUCCCAGAAUUUAUACAGCAAUUCAUGUUAGAUUUGUUUCCGAACAAGGAAUAUCCACCAUGGAUAAUUAAUGCAUUGGAAGCUGUUAAUGUUACAUUAUUAUAGUAAUAAUUAUUAUUUAUUUUCAUAAUAAAAUAUGUCUUAUAUAAUUUUUGAAUGUCCUUUAUAGAAAUAAAUGUUUGAAAAUUUUAUAUAUUUUAUAGUAAUUGAUUUCAACUAUUAAUAAUACUAAGGUAUGUAAAUUAUCUUUUAUAUGAAUAUCUUACAUAAAAUAAGUACUAACAUAUUAAAA